This is a messenger RNA of Morus notabilis, 1555 nucleotides long. Its product is annotated as phytochrome A-associated F-box protein. NCBI's taxonomy places the organism in Eukaryota, Viridiplantae, Streptophyta, Magnoliopsida, Rosales, Moraceae. The transcript has a single exon. The record is from RefSeq and is a predicted model, not a curated record. Gene Ontology annotation, molecular function: protein binding. Bases 290 to 1258 code for a protein of 322 amino acids.
UUAUUUUGUUAAAUUGAGGGCGGGGAAGAGCCCCUAGAAUUGCAAAAGAAUCACAAUUCACAAACAGAGAAGUUCCGUUCCGAGCAAACCUUCUUACACACCGCCCACAGCAAGAUUAUCCAUUUCUCCUCCUGCAUUUCUCUCUCUCUCUCUCUCUCUAAAAUCUUGUUUCAGAAAUCUCAUGAAAUCCGUAUAUAUCCCACAAAACUCACCAAAGAAUUAGAAAGAAAGCAGAUUCCUUUCGCCAUUUUUUCACCCAAAUUCAUCACCACGAACAACAGCAACAACAAUGGAAGCAAGCAUGUUCACGAAGCUCUCCGACGACGUCGUUCUCAACAUCUUCGCGAAGCUGGACGACGACCCUCGCAACUGGGCAAGACUCGCCUGCGUCUGCACCAAGUUUUCGUCUCUGAUUCGCAACGUCUGUUGGAAGAACAAAUGCCUCGCCGCCAUCCCUUCAACAAUCUCCGACCUCCUCUCCUCCGCCUCCGACCCUCCCGGCGGCUGGGCCUCCCUCCACAAGCUCGCCGUCUGCUGCCCCGGCCUCGUCCACUCCGGCGUUCUUCUCGAGAAUUCUGAUUUCGGCUUGGAGCGGGAGAUCGGACCCGACGACAAUUAUCGUCAAUUAGCCCCUUCCCAAACCCUAACUGACCCUUCCUCGAGCCAAUUCAGCGCCGAUUCCGAAGGAAUCGCCCCCAAUUCGGAUUGCUCGUGGUCUCUCUUCGACGAUCUCUACUACGACACCGUUUACCACGCCUCCGAAGGCCAGGAUUCCGCGCAAAUCGCCGAGGAGGUUGUGAUUGAGAAAGGCGUGUUCAAGUCGGAGAAUCGGGAAUGCGCGAAAAGGCGGAGGAUUUGUCGUCCGAUGAGGUCGCAUUUGGCUUCCGGUGUUUGGAAUUUGAGCCGCGAACAAGGGAACAAGCUUCUCCAUAGCCGUUUCCGUGGAGAUUCUCUGUACAUAUGCGAUUGGCCUGGGUGUGUUCACAUUGAAGAGAAGCGGAAUUACAUGCUGUUCAGAGGAGUUUUCAAGGACUUCAAAGCGUCUCAGGUAUGGAGGACAGUCAAAGAUGGGAAUCGGACGGCAAUCGAUCUGAAUUGCGCGUUUUGCGGCUGCAAAGACACUUGGGAUCUCCACUCCGCCUUCUGUUUGCGGCGGGGCUUCGGGUUCCACGAUGAUGGUGAGCCUGUUGUUCGAGCUUACGUUUGUGAAAAUGGACAUGUCUCUGGUGCUUGGACUGAUUUGCCAUUGUACACUUGAUGAUAUUAGACUCUUUGGUUGUUUGAGAUUCUGUUUGCGUUUUCAUUCAUGUCUUGUUUGUAUCUCUCAUGAGUAGAGAAGUAGAUCAUUUGAGUAGCGGAAAGGCCAUUUGAUCAAGUUUUCUUGUGUUUUUUAUUUAUGGGUUUUGUGAUUUGGUUCUGUUUAUUGCCCAGUUCUUGAUUUGAUGAAUUUUAUUCAUGGGGUUUACGAUUCAAGCCUUAAAAAGCUAUUUGUAUUGUGAUAUAAUAAAGGCAAGUAGGCAGCAGAACUAAAAAAGAUGGUUUGGGGUAAUUUGUU